AUGGUUCUGCACAACCCCAACAACUGGCAUUGGGUCAACAAGGACGUGUCGGCGUGGGCCAAGGACUGGUUUAACGAGAACCUGUCCAAGGUCGAGGCCGAGGAUGGCGACGUCAAGGCCAAGGUGGACAAGGUGCAGAGCAUGGACGGAGACGUCGAUGUCAGCCAACGCAAGGGCAAGGUGAUUACCAUCUUUGACGUCAAGCUGGUGCUGCAAUAUUCUGGCUCUGCUCCCGGUGAGGACGAUGUCUCUGGCACCAUCACUGUGCCCGAGGUCGCCCAUGACACGGAAGAAGACGAGUACGUGUUUGACGUAGACAUCUUUGCCGACUCCAAGGAGAAGCAGCCCGUGAAGGACCUCGUCCGCUCCAAGAUUGUGCCCCAGCUGCGACAGGAGUUCCAGAAGCUUGCCGGCGCCCUCAUCGCCGAGCAUGGCAAGGAUAUCCAGCACGCCCCGGGCUCCAACCCCUCGAGCGGUUUCUCGACCCCCAAAGUCCACCCCCAGACCACCUCCACCUCCAAGCCCGCUGCGGCCCCCGAGGCUGUAAAGACCAGUGGCACCGUGAACACGACGACCGUGACCGAUAACGAAGAGUUCCGCACCACGGCUGAGGAGCUGUACCAGACCUUUGUCGACCCUCAACGAAUUGCUGCCUUUACCCGAUCUCCUCCCAAGGUCUUCGAGGGUGCCAAGCUCGGCGGAAAGUUUGAGCUGUUUGACGGCAACGUGUCUGGCGAAUAUCUCGAACUCGAGUCCCCCAAGAAGAUCACACAGAGCUGGCGUCUCAACCAGUGGCCCGCCGGUCACCACUCGAAGCUGCACAUCGAGUUUGACCAGAACGACGUCGACCACGUUACCGUCAUGCGUGUUACCUGGGAGGGAGUGCCCAUCGGCCAGGAGGACGUGACCAAGCGCAACUGGCUCGAGUACUAUGUCAAGAGCAUUAAGCAGACUUUUGGAUUCGGCACCAUUUUGUAA
Molecule: messenger RNA, 978 nt
Organism: Fusarium keratoplasticum
Lineage: Eukaryota; Fungi; Ascomycota; Sordariomycetes; Hypocreales; Nectriaceae
Product: Aha1-N domain-containing protein
Exons: 4
Coding region: 1-978 (325 amino acids)
Biological process (GO): positive regulation of ATP-dependent activity; protein folding
Cellular component (GO): cytosol
Molecular function (GO): ATPase activator activity; protein-folding chaperone binding
Source: RefSeq, a predicted model, not a curated record